Molecule: messenger RNA, 2111 nt
Organism: Podospora pseudocomata
Lineage: Eukaryota; Fungi; Ascomycota; Sordariomycetes; Sordariales; Podosporaceae
Gene: SEC11C
Product: Signal peptidase complex catalytic subunit S11C
Exons: 2
Coding region: 417-938 (173 amino acids)
Cellular component (GO): membrane; signal peptidase complex
Molecular function (GO): serine-type endopeptidase activity
Source: RefSeq, a predicted model, not a curated record
CGAUGACAGUCAUGCCAAGAGAAACAAAGGUUACGUUGUCCAUGGCCGAGAGGUCCGGUAGGUCGGGUGCCGUACCACACGGGCAGGGGAGGUUGGCUUCGUUGCAACAGUAAGACGAAAACUGACCCAAAUGGUAGAAGCUAAUCACGUGUGCAUCACACAAGCAACAUUGUGGUGGCAGUAACAACCUCGAAGUUGGGUCGGCCAAGCUCUAGAAGCGCUCUUGUGCCGCUCGUAUAACAGCCACCGUUUGAUCCUUCGAAUUUCAAGGCAGGCAACAUGCACUCUCGAUCGAUCGGUAGAAUAUUCAGAGAAAUAAUGUGACAUAGUUACCCUUACCCUUCUGAGGCUAUUGGGCCACCCCAUCCAUCCACCACCAUCAGCUUUGAAUUUUUCAUGCGCAAAACCCAGCUGUGAUGUCUUUUCUACGGUCGCCCUUUGUGCAGCAUCUCCUGGGCAUCCUUCAGGUCGUGUCGGCAUGUUUCAUGGCAUGGAAGGGCGCCUGCCUUCUUUCUGGCACUCCCUACCCGGCCGUGGUGGUCAUCACCAACUCGAUGGCCCCGGCCUUUGAUCCGGGGGACAUCUUGCUCGUCCAUCGCCACCCGGCACAUGACGGGAGAGUAAGGGUUGGUGACCUUCCCGUCAUCCUCAAUCCUGAUCGACCAUUUCCUUUUAUUCACCGGGUUGUUGGUGUGUUUUAUGAUGACAAUCAGGAGGAGAUGGUGUUGACCAAAGGUGACAACAAUGAGCUGAACGAUUCAGUUGGAAUGAUGUAUCCUGGUGGGCAGGAAUACAUCUCUCGACGUGAAAUCGCCGGCUUCGUUAGAGGCUAUGUUCCUUUGCUGGGUUGGGUUGUUAUUUUCUUGCAGGACCCUGUCCGUACUAUGGAGCGGUUGCUAUCUUCAGGUGACGAGCUCGGGCCUGACAACUUUAUAUGAUUCUGUUGAAUUUCUCCCCGACAUCGAUCACCUUCAGUGAUUGGUCAACGUUGAGCAACUAUCUGACCUACAUACCCAGAGCAACAUAGAUCUUGGGGUACAUCCACAGCGGCACCACCAUAAAGAAGAAUCCAAACAGGUACAUCAUCCCGGCCGUUCUCACCGCCCAAGACGGCACCCCUCUCUUGCAACUCUUCCACCCCGCCGUCUUCCAGACAAAAGUCUCCACGGCACAAGCCACAAAGUUCAAGAAAAAGAACAAGACAUCCCGACCCAUCGCCCCGUCACCAACAGCCCACCCCCCCAAGCCGUGUGACAAGCCCGAAAGUAAAAAAACAAACAGGGGUACCAAUGUCUUUCUCAAACCUGUUUUCUUCUCAACGCCAAGUAUACCCAAGAAGAGGCCCGCAUAAAACGCAAACGUCGGGAUCGUAAUCCUAUUCCACACUUUCCCCCAAAAGCCCCUCACAGACGUCGCAUUCGCCGCACGCCCCCAGAUCGAGGGCCACUCCUCCGGUUCAUCCCAUCUCAGGACUGCAACGAACGCAAUCGAGAGAGCACAACGGGAGGCUUCAAGAAGGUAAAACGCUGUCCAGAUCCAGUUCACCGAGAUGCCGGCUCGGAUGAGGAGCUGUCUACCGGUGAGUGGUUGGAAGCGAAAGACUUCGUAGUCAGGGGCAAAAUCCGAUGGUUUGGCGCCUGUGAAGACAAAUACGGAAAUGACACCUUGGACGAGAUGCGUGUCUGCUGUGAAGAGGAGGGCGAUCUUGACGAGCUUAAGGAUGGCGAAUCUGAGCCGGGAUUGGGGGUUCUUGUUGUGAGUAGUGGAGAAUAUCACUGGGGGGGCUUCAAGCCCUCGAGGGUUGUUCCAGAGCUUGUAAGCGUUAAUGAAACCCGGGGAUUUUGGUGGUUGGUGGUCAAGAACAAGGAUUUUGAGAGUGUGAAGAAAGUAGAAGAUGACGAGGCUGGCGUAGGUGCUGUUGAGCCCUCCAGGCCAUGUCAGGUGGUGGCAAGUGUUCAGAGACAGGAAGUUAAGUGGCCAUAUGGCGAGCAGUGAAAGCUUUCGGAUUCCUUUUCCUUGGCGUAGAGACAAUAUCGUGAUGAGGCUCGCCAGAGAAAAAGACCAUAAAGGGGUGAAUACUGUCGAAUGCAUUAUCGUGAGUGAAAUGUCGC